This is a messenger RNA of Pieris napi, 2278 nucleotides long. Its product is annotated as glutamate receptor ionotropic, delta-2-like. The transcript has 9 exons. The record is from RefSeq and is a predicted model, not a curated record. Bases 730 to 2046 code for a protein of 438 amino acids. Lineage: Eukaryota; Metazoa; Arthropoda; Insecta; Lepidoptera; Pieridae. Gene Ontology annotation, cellular component: membrane. Gene Ontology annotation, molecular function: glutamate-gated receptor activity.
CUUUAGUCUGGGAACAAUUUUUAUUAAUUUUAGUAAAUGUAUAUUAUGGGUCUCAUUUAAAUUGGGUUAGUAUUUGUAAUAAUUAUAAAUGCCUAAGGAAUUUUGAAUGGAUAUUUGUUUUUUUAAAUUAUUGAUAACACCUGGAUGACAUUGAAUUAAAUUAAAAAUAUGAGAAGAAAUAUUAUAAUUUAUUGUGUGUAUUUAUUCAUUAUUUUUACUGAAAUCGUAAAAAAAAUUGUAAAUUUCCAUAUUGCGUCUGUUGCUUGGUUUCCCGUGUCCCACUGUUUCCAUUUUAUCAUGAUUGUUCAUCUAAAUUUUUCUCUAGUACUAAGGGUACAUUUUCACUCAUAUGAAAAGGGUUAAAAUAAAAGUUUAUUUUAUUAAAUAUCAUAGUUGUAGAAAGUACUUUUUAUCUUAUUCCACUUCUAGCAGAAACCCAAAACAAUCUGAUGGGGUUGGAGUUAAAAUUAGAUGGAAACGGGAAGAAAAGAAGUACGAAAUAUGGAAUAAGUAACAACUGGAAGUGAUGUUAAACCAGUACGCCACCAGUUGGAAAAUUUUGUAAAUGGCAAGCAUCUGAGGAUUGGAACGAUCAAUUAUUAUCCUGAGAGUUGGGCGGAAAGGACUGAAAAUGGCACAUACAUAGGCAGGGGAGCAGCAUUCGACUUGGUACAUAUAUUACAGAAGAAAUUCAAUUUCACUUACGAAGUUGUCGUUCCGGAAAGGAACAUGUUGUACAGCGAUGACAGACCACUGGAAUCCCUCAUUGGGCUACUUGCCUCAAAUCGUAUUGAUAUGGCAGCGGCAUUUAUUCCAAUUAUGAAGAACUCGGAUCAAUUUGUAACAUUCUCAACGAUAAUUGAUGAGUCUAACUGGAUGAUGAUGCUAAGACGCCCAAAGGAGUCGGCGGCUGGUUCUGGACUUCUUGCACCCUUUGACGAAAAUGUUUGGUUAUUAACCCUGGCAGCAGUUAUGAUAUAUGGACCGUGCUUGACACUGCUAACGAAGCUUCGUAGUAAGUUAAUGCCAGAAGAAGAGGAUUAUAUACGCCUAUCUCCGAGCUUUUGGUUUGUGUAUGGAUCUUUUAUUAAGCAGGGUACCUCGUUGUCUCCUUCUGCAAACACAACCCGCGUUUUAUUUGCGACAUGGUGGCUGUUUAUAAUUUUAUUAUCAGCAUUCUAUACUGCGAAUUUGACCGCUUUUUUGACUUUAUCGAAAUUCACUUUGGACAUAGAAACAGUUCAGGAUUUAUAUAAGAAAAACUAUCGAUGGGUGGCUCCGGAAGGUGGCGCUGUAGAAAAUGCUGUCAAAAACCCGGAUGAAGUAAUAAAUUUCCUACUAAAAACUGUUACGACUGGACGAGGUAGAUUUCUGUCAGUCAGAGAUACGUCCUCGUUCCUUACUUAUGUAUCCGAAGGAGCGGUGUUAGUCCAACCAAGCGUUACUUUACAAUACCUUAUGUACAACGACUAUUUACAAAAAACCAGGAUGGGCGUACCCGAAGCUGAAAGAUGCACGUACGUAGUUGCACCUGGUGUGUUCAUGACCAAAAGGAGAGCGUUUGCAUACCAACAUAAGUCGAAAUUGAAAUCGCUGUUUAAUCCGGUUAUAAAGAGCGUAAUACAUUCGGGAAUUCUUUCGCACCUCUCUAUGCGUAACUUACCCGAUACUAAGAUCUGCCCUCUGGAUUUACAAUCAAAAGACAGGCAGUUGAGUAACACGGAUCUCCUGAUGACAUAUUACAUCAUGAUGACGGGAUUAGCUGCUGCUCUUGCUGUCUUCCUUGCAGAAAUAUCCCUAAAACGAUACAUUCAUCCCAAAAGUGACGUCAUACAUCCAAGGUUCCGCCGAAAGAGACCAAAUAAGAUUGAACCAGCUAUAUUUGAUGACAACCGUCCGCCGCCAUACGAGUCUUUGUUCGGAAAAACAAAAGGACAAUCGAAAAAGAAGUUUAUCAAUGGCAGAGAGUAUUGGGUUAUAAAGAAAGAGAACGGAGAGACUAGACUGAUUCCUGUGAGGUCACCAUCAGCUCUCUUAUAUCGAUAAAUUUGCGAAUUAACGUUGCUUUUCGAUGCUAGUAUGUAAUUUUUAAGAAUAAUAACACUUUAUUUAUAUCAUAAUAACACAAAACAGGAGAGAAAUAAGAUUAAAUAAAUGAAGAUAAAAGAUGUAAAUGGACUUAAAGCAGUUUCUUGCAGACCUCUUAUUUUAAAAAAAUAGCAUAUAUUGAUUAUCGAGUGACUCUAAAAGUUCUUUUAAAUUCCUUCUACAAUCAUCG